ACACUUCCGGGUUUUUUGAAAUGUAUCAUUUCGCUUGUGAUGUAUCGAUGAAACUUGUUGCCCGGGCAGAGAAUAAAAAGGUGCCUGGCUGUAAUUAAAGCGACACUUUGUUUAAAUGCAAAAGAAACAGCGGCGGUGAAUACUGUCAUGCUGUGCGAAUGAGACUCUCACUGGACUCGCUCUGAUGGACUGAUGUUGCUCUGUUGUGCCUCAUGACCGGACGAACAGCAGCAUGACGCGCCUGAUGUUUCUAGCGGCCGCGGUGCUUCUCCUGUCCGCUCCUGCGAGCGCCUCUCCGGGGGACAAAGAGCCCGUCUAUCGCGACUGCGUCAAACAAUGCGUCCGGACCAACUGCACAGGGGCCCGACUGCGCGGAUUCCAGUCCUCUCAGCCUCCAUACAUGGCACUCACUGGGUGGACGUGUCGUGAUGACUGCAGAUAUCAGUGCAUGUGGACCACUGUGGGUCUGUACCAGGCAGAGGGCUACAGCGUACCACAGUUUCACGGGAAGUGGCCGUUUGCUCGUUUCCUGUGUUUUGAGGAGCCUGCGUCUGCGCUGGCGUCUCUGCUUAACGGUCUGGCAUGCCUGCUGAUGCUGCUGAGAUACCGCAGCGCCGUCCCUCGGCAGAGCCCCAUGUACCAUACCAUCACCGCCUUCUCACUGGUUUCCCUGAAUGCAUGGUUCUGGUCGACAGUGUUUCACACGAGAGACACCUAUCUGACAGAGAAGAUGGAUUACUUCUGUGCAUCAGCUGUCAUUCUUUACUCGAUCUACUUGUGCUGUGUCAGGACAUUGGGCUUGCGUAGGCCCGCAAUCUCCAGUAUGAUGGGAGCUCUGCUCAUUCUGGCCUUCACGUCUCAUGUGUCUUAUCUGACCUUUGUCAGUUUUGACUAUGGGUACAACAUGACUGCCAAUGCCACCAUAGGCAUGAUAAACCUGUUGUGGUGGUUGUGCUGGUGUUGGCUGAACCGCAGGAUUUUGCCGUACUGGUGGAAGUGUGGGAUGGUGGUGCUCUUACUGCAUGGCCUUGCCCUGCUGGAGCUGCUGGAUUUCCCUCCUCUCUUCUGGGUCCUAGACGCCCAUGCCGUCUGGCACCUCAGCACCGUGCCCGUCCACUUCCUUUUUUACAGUUUUCUCAUAGAUGACAGCCUUCACCUCCUCAACACAGAGAAGCCUGGAGUGAAACUGGACUAGGAGGAAACAGUCUCAGAACCACAACCCUCCUCUGAUAUCCUUCCCAUCUGGGCAAGUGCGAACCGGACUGAGCCAUGCCUUAACCGCAGUGGCUUCCGGCACAUGUCCUAGGGCUGAAGUUCAGAAUUUCAUUGUUUUCUUUGUUUUUACGGUUUAUUUUUACCAUAACUUUUUAUUUUUGCAUUGUACAGAAAGGGUUGUUGUUUGGGCUGGUUUUGAAAAUGUGCCACUGUACUGUAGUUGAAACCUGAUAGAUGUUUGCAUUCACUUGAGCUUUGCCUUCAAUUAAGAAGUGAAUCAGCCUUUAUCAUCACAGCACUCUUUAAAAAAGGUGCACUGAAUAAUAACCUUCAUUUGCAGAUGAAUAUCUUCACAUAAGUUGUUCAUAUCUCCCAUUCAUAUCCGUCUACAUUUGUGGUGCUUGAUUUAGUGUCCCUGAAGUGAAUAUAUCUCAGAGAUAUAAGUAGAUUGAGCUUUAGUUUUAAACAUCCGUUCACUAUAAGCGUGCUGAACGUCAAGAGGGGUUAUGAGAGAGCAGUGUGCUCAGUUUCUGAGACCUGUGGCGGUUACCUCACUAGGGUCAACACCAGUGGCUACCAGCAGAGGGAACACUUCCAUACUGCGAAGUCACUUUUCGUUCACUGUUCUGUGAAUUCCCAUCAUAGAUUUGUGAUGGAGUGGAUGUUUUGUUGUUGUAGCAGUACAUAUAUCAAGUUUCCCAUUUUUCCAUAGUCAUCACUCACUUUAAAAACUAUAAAUAGAAAUCGUCCACACACAAAUGAAAAUUAGAGUUGAAAAUGAAUAUAAGGAAAAGUUUAGUAGAAUGUUCAUAUAAUAAAAAUAAAAGGUGAUCAUUGACCGACAAGCUUUAAAAAUGACAAAAAGUACCAUUAUAAAGGGGCUCUAUAGGCCUAUUCACAUCAAGAACGAUAACUAUGAAGUUUGAAAAUGUUCUAAUUCUGUUAGAAUAAAGAAGUUUCCAUCAUUAUAACAAUGAUGACACAGGAAUGAUAUCAUUGGAGUCACUUUCAGAACAUUUGUUUUGAUAAAAACAUUGACAGCCAAUCAGAAUUCAUCUUGCUUUGAAGAGCUCAAGCAUUUUAUUGAAAAUCAAGUUUUUAAUGUUGUUUA
Molecule: messenger RNA, 2326 nt
Organism: Carassius carassius (crucian carp)
Lineage: Eukaryota; Metazoa; Chordata; Actinopteri; Cypriniformes; Cyprinidae
Product: post-GPI attachment to proteins factor 3-like
Exons: 8
Coding region: 233-1195 (320 amino acids)
Biological process (GO): GPI anchor biosynthetic process
Cellular component (GO): endoplasmic reticulum membrane
Molecular function (GO): hydrolase activity, acting on ester bonds
Source: RefSeq, a predicted model, not a curated record